AUGGCGAGACCGCUGCUGCUGCUGUUGAUGCUGGCGGCGUCUUCCUGCCUCGCUGCUUCCGGGCAGGAGGUGAAAAAGCUCCCGGAGAAGGACGGAAUUUUACAGCUACACAAGGGAAAUUUUAACAGAGCACUGAGGACCUACAAACAGCUACUGGUGCUAUUCUAUGCUCCACUGUCUGCAGACGGCCAUCGUUUGUCAGAAGUGUUUCAAGGAGCCGCCGUCGAUCUUCAGGACUCAGACGUCCAUUUGGCAACGGUGGACGUGACAAAAGACAAAGCGCUAGCCAAAGAACUUAAUACAACAGGACCGCCAAACAUCAGGCUGUACCUUUUUGGAGAUAAAUUAAACUUUGUAUCCUGCCCAGUUCCUCAGAGCUCCGCUUCCAUUGUGACGUGGUUGAAAAGGAGGGCAGGGACUGUUACCGACCUCGUCGCCGAUCUCAGCCAAUGGGGGAGCGAGGAGGAGGGGUUUCGUGUGGCCGGAUUCUUUGAGGAGCUGGACAGCGAGUACGCGCAGGUGUUUUACGCGGCUGCAGUCAGCCUCCCGGACGUCAACUUUGCCGUGACGCAGAAUGAUGAUGUCAUCAGUAAAUAUGAUGUCACGAAGGAUGUCGUGCUACUCUUCAAACAGUCGAAGUUGAUCCAAGCCUACAAGAUGACACCUCAGACCUCCAAAGAGGACUUGUUGACUUUUAUCAGCGUCUACCAGAUGGAUCCUGUCACGGAAUAUUCUGGAAAGACAGCCACUCAGAUCCUGUCCUCGCCCGUUCUAAGCCACGCCCUCCUUUUUGUCAACAAAAGCUCGGCCGAUUUCCACGAGGUGCACACCGCCUUCAGUGCUGCUGCCGAGGCCUUCAGGAUGAAGAUCUUGUUCGUUCUGGUGGACGUCUUCGAGCCGCGGAACGGCCGUUUGAUGGAGUACUUCCGUGUGCGGGCCUUCGAGGCUCCUCUCGUGCGAUUGGUCAAUAUGGUUGACCACGUGACCUAUCAGCUGCCCUCAGCCACGCCGGACGCCAGCUCCAUCGAGGCCUUCUGCCUGGACUACCUGGAGGGCAAGGCCAAGCCCAAGAUGCAGAGUGAGCCGAUACCGGACGGAUGGGACCGACGUCCAGUCAAGGAACUGGUCGGAAGCACUUUUGAGGAGGUUGCCUUCAACCCCAACAGGACUGUGUUUGUCUUGUUUUACGUUCCGUACAGUCCGGAGUCCCGUGUGGUGUUCCCCCUGUGGGAGGAGCUCGCUGAGGCCUUCAAGGACCGCGACGAUAUUGUGGUCGCUCGCAUCGACGCGUCGGCCAACGACAUCGACAUGUCGGUGCAACGCGCCUAUCCGGCCUUCUGCCUCUUCCCCGCCCUCUACGCAGAGAGAGCGGUGUUUUACACUGGCAAGAUGAAGCCGAAGGCCCUGCUCGCGUUUGUCCACGAGGAGAUGAAGAAAGCCGCAAAAGACAGAAUGAAGGAGGAUGAAGACAGGAGGAAGUACGUGGAGGUCGUGAAAGCAGAAGAGGAGAAGAAAGAGAGAAACACGACCAAGGACGAACUUUAACAGGGGCAU
Messenger RNA from Phycodurus eques (leafy seadragon), 1554 nucleotides. RefSeq lists its product as uncharacterized. Gene Ontology annotation, biological process: protein folding; response to endoplasmic reticulum stress. The record is from RefSeq and is a predicted model, not a curated record. Gene Ontology annotation, cellular component: endoplasmic reticulum. Lineage: Eukaryota; Metazoa; Chordata; Actinopteri; Syngnathiformes; Syngnathidae.